UAAGGGAGGUGACAAGUAAAGCUUUUAAAAAAUUCAGGGUGCCCAGAGACCUCCGUGAGAAUCCCCUAGGGAUUCCUACAGGAUCCAAGUGAGCCUUCUCUCGGAGCGGCCGAGAGCUCGCACCUGGGGGCUCGCUGCAACUCCUGACGCCCCUUAGCUCCAGGCGGGCCCCGGGCCGGCCCCUCCUUCCUUUGGCCACCACGGGAUUGACGGCGGGGGGCGGGCCGGGGGCGGGGCCGGCCGCCCUUCAUCCCCUCGCCGCGGCUGCGGCCGUUGCAGCCUUGCGCUCAGCCGGGAGCAGAGCAGACCGCACCGGCCCCAGCGGAGCGCCGCGUGUGCCCACCCACGAGGCCAGAUACCUGACGGUGGGUGUGAGAGCAGAGCUGCUGGCGGUGGGGCCUGAGUCAUGGAGACGUCUCUGCAGACCGAGAUGGUAGAGCUGGUGCCCAAUGGCAAGCCCUCGGAGGGGCUGCUCCCUGCCAGCUCACCUGCAGCUGUGCACCAACGGGCCGAGGACCUUGGACAAGGCUGUACCGAGGGCAAGGGCUUCCUACAGAAAAGCUCCGGCAAGGAGCCGCACUUCACCGACUUUGAGGGGAAGACGUCGUUCGGGAUGUCGGUGUUCAACCUCAGCAAUGCCAUCAUGGGCAGCGGCAUCCUGGGGCUCGCCUAUGCCAUGGCCAACACAGGCAUCAUCCUUUUCCUGUUCCUGUUAACAGCCGUCGCCCUACUCUCCAGCUACUCCAUCCACCUGCUUCUCAAGUCCUCGGGGAUUGUGGGCAUUCGUGCCUAUGAGCAGCUGGGCUACCGCGCUUUCGGUACCCCAGGAAAGCUGGCAGCGGCCCUGGCCAUCACACUACAGAACAUUGGAGCCAUGUCCAGCUACCUGUACAUCAUCAAGUCGGAGCUACCCCUGGUCAUCCAGACCUUUCUGAACAUGGAGGACAAAACCUCAGACUGGUACCUGAAUGGGAACUAUCUGGUGAUCCUGGUCUCAGUCACAGUCAUCCUGCCCCUGGCACUGAUGCGACAGCUCGGCUACCUGGGCUACUCCAGUGGCUUCUCCCUGAGCUGCAUGGUGUUCUUUCUGAUUGCGGUCAUCUACAAAAAGUUCCAAGUGCCCUGUCCGCUGCCCCUCAGCUCAGCCAAUGUCACAGGCAAUAUCAGCCACGUGGAUGUGAUUGAAGGGAAAGUGCACCUGCCAGGCGAGGCUGAAGCUGCAGCUCUCUGUACCCCAAGCUACUUCACGCUCAACUCACAGACAGCCUACACCAUCCCCAUUAUGGCAUUCGCCUUUGUCUGCCACCCUGAGGUGCUGCCCAUCUACACCGAGCUCAAAGACCCCUCCAAGAAGAAAAUGCAGCAUAUCUCCAACCUCUCCAUCUCGGUCAUGUAUGUCAUGUACUUCCUGGCUGCCCUCUUUGGCUACCUCACCUUCUACGAUGGAGUGGAAUCAGAGCUGCUGCACACCUACAGCAAGGUGGAUCCAUUCGACGUGCUCAUCCUGUGCGUGCGGGUGGCCGUGCUGACGGCUGUCACCCUCACCGUGCCAAUCGUUCUCUUUCCAGUGCGCCGGGCUAUCCAGCAGAUGCUGUUCCAGGACCAGGAGUUCAACUGGCUGAGACACAUACUCAUUGCCACAGGCCUGCUCACGUGUAUCAACCUGCUAGUCAUCUUUGCCCCCAACAUCCUGGGCAUCUUUGGGGUCAUUGGUGCUACAUCUGCCCCCUGUCUCAUCUUCAUCUUCCCGGCCGUCUUCUACUUCCGGAUCAUGCCCACUGAAAAGGAGCCUGUGAGAUCCACUCCAAAAAUCCUGGCCCUUUGUUUUGCUCUUCUUGGACUCUUGCUAAUGAUCAUGAGCCUGAGUUUCAUCAUCAUUGACUGGGUCUCGGGGACCAAACAGCCCGGAGGAAACCACUAGGGUGGCCCCAUCCUGUUGUGUCUCCACAUCCUAGCACCCCUACCCCCCUGUACAGUGACCAGCAGCAGGGAGAAAGACCAGGCAGAAAGCAAACACUGUGGCCUUCACCCCGCCCCAUGUCCUCUCUGUGGAAGGUCUUUGUUGAGGAUCCAGGACCAAGGCCCCUGGGCUACCCUCCUGCUGCGCUUUAGAGCGGCAGGGGCUUCCUGAGCUGGGGGCAGGGUGGGGCCAUGGCCUCAGAUCCUGCCUAAACCCUCAUCCUUCCUGGCACAAGUGUGUACACUGUGGCCCAGCAGCCACCUUCUAAGGUCCCAGCCUCUGGGGGGCAAACAAAGCCAGAACCCAGACCUGUAGCUAGGCUGGGCCUUCACCCUAUGGUCUCAUCUCCCCAGCCCCUUUGUGGUCCCUCCUCCAGUCCCCUGGGCAGACACUGGGCUCAGUUCUGUGGGAUCCUCUAGGCUCCUUUGUCCAUCCCCUCCUCAUCUGGAGGUGCUCCAGAGCUGGGCUUACCAGGUUCUGCAGAGUGGGGCUGGUGUGGGCACCCCCACCUCCAAGACCCUUGGCCCUGUCCCUUCACCAGCCCUCCGGGGAGGCUGGGACUCCCCCCUGCCCAGCCUGGGUUGAAGCUGACAUUCCACUGCAGGGAAAAGGGAGAGGCUGGGGCCUACCGCAUCCCUCCCCAGGGGCCAGCCUGGGGCUGGGGUGGCGAGGUUGGCAGCCCCUUUUAUAAAUAUUCUACAUCUUAA
Messenger RNA from Ochotona princeps (American pika), 2667 nucleotides. RefSeq names its product solute carrier family 38 member 3 (gene SLC38A3). NCBI's taxonomy places the organism in Eukaryota, Metazoa, Chordata, Mammalia, Lagomorpha, Ochotonidae. Gene Ontology annotation, molecular function: L-asparagine transmembrane transporter activity; L-glutamine transmembrane transporter activity; L-histidine transmembrane transporter activity. The record is from RefSeq and is a predicted model, not a curated record. Gene Ontology annotation, biological process: histidine transport; amino acid transmembrane transport; asparagine transport. Bases 407 to 1921 code for a protein of 504 amino acids. The transcript is spliced from 16 exons.